Messenger RNA from Diospyros lotus (date-plum), 660 nucleotides. RefSeq lists its product as uncharacterized. The transcript is spliced from 2 exons. NCBI's taxonomy places the organism in Eukaryota, Viridiplantae, Streptophyta, Magnoliopsida, Ericales, Ebenaceae. Gene Ontology annotation, molecular function: cysteine-type peptidase activity. The record is from RefSeq and is a predicted model, not a curated record. The coding region runs from base 16 to 342 and encodes 108 amino acids. Gene Ontology annotation, biological process: proteolysis.
UAUGACUCCAAUGCCAUGAAUGAAGACAGUCGUAGGAGCAGGGUCGAAGCUAUACAACCACUUGUGAGCCUCUUACCCAUUCUACUAAAGAAAGCUGCAUAUUAUGAACAUGUAACCACAACUGCGACGCUAGACAGAGAUUGGGAAGUAGAGAAUACUGAUCCUCAGAAGUUGCCUCAACAACCGGAUGGGGCCAGCUGCGGGUGCUACGUUAUCAAAUACGUCGAGGACAUACUGAGGCAUAAUGAGGAUCACUGGCAGAUGCACCCGACUGUGGAUGUCCGUACCCUCCGGAGACAGAUUGGAAUAUUUUUGUAUAGACAUAGUACGAUAGUACGGUAGUAUACUUGUAGAUUAAUAGAUUAGAAAAUUCUUCGUUUUGUGUUUUUAUUUUCAUCUAGUUUAAAUGUUGUAUAUAUUUUUGUAUAGGUAUAGCAAAUAGCAAAUUAUGUAUUGUUCACUUGAUGAAAUGUGGUUUGUGGUGUUGUUGAGGGUAAGGGAUAAGUGGUUGUGGUGGCAGUAUGUUGUUGGGAAGAGAGACUGAGUCUCUAAUGUUGUGAUGUUGUCAUGUUAUUCCAUUGUUGGACAUAGAGACUGAGUCUCUAAUGCAGGUAGGAUGACCAAGAAACAGGGGAGACUCUGUCGAAAUUUUUAAAUCAC